GCGUGUGGAUGUGUGCGUGCCGUGUGCAAUGUUUCGCCGUUUUCAUCGCGAACAAUACCAACGCAACCUGUAUCGAGCUGCGAAAGACGUUAUGCAAAACUUGAGACAAACAUACGUUUGCGGCCACAGGCGCAAGUGAGAUAGCAGGCUGCUGAUACAGGCUGCUGAAAAGCAAGUCGCCAUCGAACACACAGUAGCCAGAAAGACCAUCAUCAUCCACUCCAUCUUCCACACUGCUCCGUUGCUGGUUUGCGUGUGGAGUGGUGAAGUAGGUGAAUCGUCAUCUUUCAACGCGUGAAAAAAAGAUAAUUCUUCCCAUUUUGUGCACAUCAGCGUGAGGUAGCGAGUCAAAUCGCGAAGCAAAAGCUGCCCUUGAUCACAGAACUUCUCUGGCAAAGCGAGCCCCUGUGGCCCUGCUUGUUUUUCUUCCCUGGCAGUGUGUGUGAGUGUAUGUGUGUGUGCGCUCGUGUGUCUCAAGGCAUUAACAAGGGCAGGAAGAGAAGGGUCGCACCUUCCCAAUUUCGGGGUGACAAGUUUCAGUUUCAGGCUUUCUCGAUCACAAACUGUCCAACGAGCAAGACGACAGCAGCGAUAGAGAUAGGAAGAAUUGUGUACGAGUGAAAGAGACUGGGAGGGAGAGCGAGCGAGAGGGAAUCAAAGGUGCCACGGGCCAAGAGACAACAGCGCGUACAGUACCACGCACGAACACCAUUAACGCGUCGCAGCUAAAACACAAGCUAGAUCGAUGUGUGAGCUAGUGUGAUUAUUUGAUAAAUUUUCGCAGUGGAAAAGGAAUGAGGUAUUGAAGCAAUUAGGCUCAGGUUUAUGUGUUCUUUUUAGAAAGCGAAGACACAUAUCGAAGAAGACGAUCAAUCGUCGUACAUUCGUGGUGCGGCUGUGUGCGUAUCAAAAAACGAACCUCUUUGCGCUGUGUGUGUGUGUGCAGUGUUGGUGAACGUCAGUGUCAGGAGCGAGCGAGACAGCGAACCCAGUUGUAUCGGAGCGUGACAGAAGGAGAGUGGUUUUUUGGCUGGUGGGUGUCCCGCUGUCAGCAGGAACAUCAUCAUCAUCAUCAUCAUUCUCUGCACAACACGCUCGAGAACGAGGACAAUAGCAAAGUGCAAUCGCAGUCCGCAGUCGGUUCGCGACCAACUUGGCAAAACGUACGGUCUGAAAUCGACGUACAGCGCGCGCCUGUACGCGUGUGUGCGAUAUAGUGUGGAGAGUGAGUGAGAACAAUAGAGCGAAUUGCAGUGGACGUGUGUGCAUAUGUGUGUUUGGUACGCCAUUAUCAUCGCCAUUCGAAUGCAUGGCUGCUGCAGUGGAAGCAAAUUGAAGCAGCAGUGGUGAAUAACGUGUGGGAUUAUCGGUGUCGCGUGUGUGCCUCGGUCAGUCUACCAAAGGUGCCGGAGGAGGGAGGGAGAGAGUGGCCUGUUAGUUGUGUGGCCGUGAGUGUAUAUGUGUGUUGUGUCUGAGUGAGUCGCUUUCCCUCGAGCACACGAAGAAAGAAAAGGAAAGGAACAGACACACACACACACACCCCAACGGGCGCGUAGUUGGGUGCCCCGCUGAUGGCCGACAAUGCGCCUGCAGCCGCUGCAAGUAGUGUGAAGUGUAGUAGUGAUGGUGGUCAGCCUCGCGACAGUUUGCUAAUGUCCUCGAGCAGAAUGUUCAACCCAAACAACAACGUCCAGCAGCAGGGUGCCAGCGGCAGCGGCAACAGCGGUACUACCCCCGGGGGUGGUGUAGGAGGAGCAGGAGGAACAGCAGCAGCAGCAGGCCCGAAUGCGGCGGCCGCCGGACCGAUCGACCGUCUCCGGAUGCUGUACCCGAACGUCAACGAAGCGGUCGACCCGCUGCCCCGCUCCUGGAGCCUGCAGGACAAGUGCAGCACCAUCGGGCUGACGCAAAACAAUCUCCGUGUUCACUACAAAGGAAUUGGCAAAUCACACACAGAUGCUGCCUCGGUGCGUACCGCUUAUCCGAUACCGGCCGCCUGCGGACUGUACUACUUCGAGGUGAAAAUCAUCUCGAAAGGCCGGGACGGCUACAUGGGCAUCGGGCUGACCCAUACCAACUUCAAGAUGAAUCGUCUGCCCGGGUGGGACAAGCAAUCGUACGGCUACCACGGUGACGACGGUCACUCGUUCUGCUCGUCCGGCAAUGGGCAACCGUACGGGCCCACCUUUACCACCGGUGAUAUUAUUGGUUGUGGCGUCAAUCUGGUCGACAAUACGUGUUUCUACACCAAGAACGGCCACCAUCUGGGCAUCGCUUUCAGAGAUCUGCCGCCCCGGUUAUACCCGACGGUCGGUCUGCAGACGCCCGGCGAGGUAGUCGAUGCCAACUUCGGUCAGGAACCGUUCAAGUUCGACAUCGAGGAUAUGCUGAAGGAGCUGCGGGCCAGCACGAAGGCCACCAUCUACAACUUCCCACUGCCGGACGAUCAGGGCGACUGGACGGUGAUCCUGCACAAAAUGGUUUCCUCCUAUCUGGUCCAUCACGGGUACAGCUCGACGGCGGAAACGUUCGCCCGGAGCGCGGGCCAAACAUUACAGGAAGACAUGACAUCGAUUAAAAAUCGACAAAAAAUCAUAAAACUAGUGCUUUCCGGCCGCAUGGGACAAGCGAUCGAACAGACCAUUCGUCUCUAUCCGGGUCUGCUAGAGUCGAAUCAAAAUCUGCUGUUUAUGCUAAAGUGCCGACAGUUUAUCGAGAUGGUGAAUGGAUCUGACUUUGACCUAGGUACUCCUUCGUCGCGUACGAGCCCAGUGCAAACAUCGGUGAUACAAUCAACAAAAAGUUAUCAAAACGGUAACACCAUUAUUCCGGAUAAUGCUGACAAUCAGGGAUACUUAAAAAAUAACGUCCUCAGUAAUAACACCAACAACAAUAAUGGCAGCUGCAUCGAAGACGACUACUCGAACGACGUCGAGAUGGAGAACGGCCACAGCAAUAAUAGCGCCACGAAUGGUUACAAAAACGGCAGUGCCGCCAAUCGAACGAACACGAACGAACUGGUAGAAGAGGAAGAGGAAGAGGCGGACACCGGCCGGGAUGAAGAUAUGGACGUGGACUCAUCGCUAUCGCCAAACUGUAAAUCGACGAGUGCCACGGCAAAAUCGGGUGUCGAGCGGAUGCUAGAGUUCGGUCGCGAACUGUUCCAGAUGAGCCAACGACUGGAGAAGGAACAUGGUGUUAAUGAAACUAAUCAAAAAAUGUUAGAGGAUGCAUUUAGUUUAUUAGCCUAUUCGAAUCCAUGGGCAAGUCCGCUCGGGUGGCAACUGUGCCCGUCGCGUCGUGAAGCUGUAUGUGCUGCUCUAAACUCUGCCAUAUUAGAAUCAAUGAAUUACUCAUGGCGACCACCGCUAGAGGUGUGCAUAGCGCACGCCUGCGAGCUGCUGCGCCUCAUGUCGAGCUCAUCGCUCGGUGCGUGCGCGUUCGUUAGCGUGGACGAUAUACUUGCUCAACAACAGCAACAUUGACUACGUCUGAUCCUUCAGUUAGCGCCUUACUUCAAUUUCUAAUCGAGAAACGUCGUCAACGUCAUCCCGUCGUCUUUUCUGCAACGUAUCCUCCCCCCACUACUCUGUUCACGCUUGUUUACAACGGACGCACCAAAAACUCGGCCGCAUGCAUCAGGAUCGCUCCAUACUAAAAUAUCCCACAUAGCCGCCAUGCCGGGCACGAUUUAAUUUGACGUGUUAUGAUUUACAUUCGUUUCUGUCGCAUGAUGCACCACCUUCGAGCUGGUUAAUUUCUUCGAUCGAUCGAUAGCAAAGCUUAUGUAGAACUAAAAUUACAAAACCGAACACGAACCGAAUUACGUACAUCACAUCACGCCGUAGCAGCUGGUCGUAAGAGCGAGAAAUCAUAGAAAUUGGCCUGGACUAUCUGUACUAUUUGGUGUAAAACAUUUUACUUUGAGCCUUCAUUAAAGCAACCAAAAUAUCGAGUGCAAUUGAAAUAAUUCAACACACGAACUGGUUUGCCUGUUGGUGAACAUAUUUUAAUCUUUCUUUCAUGAAAUCCAACCAUCCGAUCGUUUCGCGGCGACUUUUCCACUUCCCCAAGAACGCGUCUAAGGCUAAACACACGCGCGAGAGAGAGAGAGAGAGAGAGAGAGAGAGAGAGAGAGAGAGAGAGGAAUGGUGAGUUCAUCUAUCAUCACAAAGAACUGGUAAUGUUUGGUAGGAGAAUAGGAGCACCCACACACAUACGCUCGGCAAGUAACACGGCAGUUUCUGAUCAUAAUUUGUGGCCCGACUUCGAAGAAAGGAUGUAUGAAGGUUGUGUGUAAAUUGCGGUCCAACGGUCGCUCGGCUGUAGUAUAACGACGAGAGAAGCACACGAGUUUAAAAUCGGCAGCAGUAGCAGUAGCUCACGUGAGUUUGAUAAUAACAAAAGAAGAGGAGGGGGUAAAACACAGUAAUCAGAAUCGCGCUAUGUAAAACUGUAAAAGAAGAUACACUAAUAUUAGCCAUUAACACAGGUAAACCCGCAACGAUCGUAGAGGAGCAGCCCGUAGGAUUGAUAAUAAUAGUAAGGAUGAGGGAACAGAUGGCCCGAAAAAGAGGACGAAGAACGAAGGGGGAGUGUGGUGUACGCCCGUUUGUAAGUAAGAAAGCAAAUGCAAAUGAUCAGUUAGCAAGUAAGUGAUGGAUAUCGCGCGUUGUAAGUGUGCGGCGACGGCAUGUGGUAGUGUUUGUUUAGUUUUUGCAAUUGCGUGCGCCGAACGAACGUACGAAGAAAUGCAUCCUCCGCGCGUCUGGUGGUUAAAAUAAGCGGCUCUCACAAUAAUAACACACUUUCGAAGUAUAAAUAGUGAUCGUGAAUGGAGUAAUAUGCAUUGUGAGGCAUUCAUGAAACACGCGAAAUCACAGAAAAAGGGGAUUGCGGUGGGCGCAUGCUUGUUCUCUAGGUUAAAGCAAUAGGAGAGGGGAGAGGGCGGGGAGGGUGGUCUUUUUGCAAGCAAAGAAACAAUAGUGUUACUCUUCAGUGCUGUUCUAUUUCGCGCUUGUUUCGACAUGGUUUGGGUUUUGUUUAGUUCUCACCUCGUAUGGAUUUCGCGUUUGGGAAAAGAGAGUCUCAUCAUGAUCUCGACAACCGUCGUUGUGUGCACUAUACACCAGUGUUUCACAUGCUUCAAUCUAUACCCGGGGUAAAGCAAUUCAUUGUCCUUCCUACCAUUGGCCCCACCACGGAACACGGAAUAUUAUCGUUAAUUGACAAUUCUCCUUCUACAAAAGAGCUCUGAGCUUACCGCAAUAGUUUAAACAUAAAAUGCCACCAUUUUAACGUAAAUAAAUAUCAUCCCGCAAUAAUGUUACCAACAAUAACGAAUUUCUAAUUCAAUGUUCUAUGGGCUCUCUGCAUAUCAAGCAGCCGAUAACAGUCUCCCCAUUUUUUUAUGAAUUUAAAACAAAACCCGCGUACCCACCACCAAAAAAAGGUGGCAAUCCCUUAACUGUAUCCACUUCUCCCUGUGUUUGUAUAAAUUGAUUUCAUGGUUCAUCUUAGAACUAUAGCUUCCUCUCGCCUUGGAUUUAACAGUAGUGUGUACGAUAAAUGAAGAAUAAUAUGUACAGAGAAGGAUGGAGCGGACGGACGAAGAAGGAUAUUUCAAUCCGAUUUUGUGUUUCUUGUACAUGACGCGAUCGCGAUCGUAGCAGUAGUGAUCUUUCGCGUUAGUUACAUAUUGCUUUCUGGUAUGUGUGUGUUUUUAAAUAUCACUGUUAUCUAAAUUUAUUUAAAUGUUAAAUGUUUCUUUUUCCGACGAUCCGGGGGUCAAUAGGAUAUGUCCUGUACAAAGAAUUAGGUCCACGAGCGUGCGUGUGUGUGUUUGUUUGUUUAGUGAGUAAGAGCAGCGGAAGGGGCCACACAAUAUGAAUGAAUGCACCACAAUAAGCAAUAGAACUAACAACGGCAGCAAGAGCAGCAGGGAGAUAAAACCUUUAUACAGGAACUCGCUUGUGUUAUCCGGAUAUGUGAAUUAUUUUUGUUUUCUUUUUGCAUAAUUUUGCGUUCUUUUUCAACUGUGUACGAAUCACUUGUGAACCGUGUAAUCGUUUAGUCGAUUCGUUACUGUGUUCUACAGGUUUUGCUUUUCUUUCUAGAGCUUCGGCGGUGAAACAAGAACGCGCAAGAAAUUUUCAAAUUUCCCCUUUUUUUGGAAUCGCGUUUUGUAGUAGAGAGAAACGUUCACGCCUAGACUCGUUUGAGAUGAUGUUUAAGUUGGUGAAAAACGAAACGAAAAAGCGGUAGAAAACGGCCAGAAGGUGCGAACGGUUAGAGGAGCGUAAUGGUGAUAGCUGGUAGAAAAGCGGAAGGGAUACGAUCAAACAAUCGAGUUCUAACGAGAAUUGCUCGGAAGGGAGAUUGUAAUUUAGAGAAAAGAAGAAAAAUGAUUGUGAAAACCGAUAGUAGCACGUAAGGCACGCGUGUAACAGCAAUGGAGUUAGGUUAAGUUUGGGAACAGCAGAACGGGAGUGUAGGGUUGGCAAAGAAAAACACACACACACACACAUACUAAAGAUAAUAAGGCUUGCAGGAGAGGCAACGGUGUUCGUGACUCGGGGAACUUGGGGGUUGGUAUAGGGAAUUUAAGUAGUACAAGCCGUAAGCGAUCGAUCAUGCACGAUUUAAAGUUUGUAAGAUAUGUAAAUCCUCUCUUUCUUUGGUUCUGCGUGCCACACACACACACCUCUAUAUAUUGUCCUUUUGAACAUGUUCUUGAUCUGCUCAGGUUUCGUGAUUAGUGGUUAAUAGUAAAAAAAAUAAAAACCAUGAUCACACUCCUCCUACUGCGCUAUACUGGGACGGAUAUCCGGUGAAACCAAACAGACACAUACACACACGGUAGAACAAAACAUAUUAAUUACACUGUUUAAUAAUAAUAAUCAACCGCAAGCCUGUCCCGCUGUAUCGAUCAACCAGUUUCCCCUCUUCCUGCCCCCCCAGGUCCUUUUGGUUCCUGCUCCUGGUCCCCCAGGUCCUCUUCCCAGGCAUGAGGAAGAGUAUGUGGAAUACGGCUUUAAGUUAAGUUGCAAGAUGUGUGAGGGGGGGAUGUCCUUUGUUUUGGAACACCCAAAACACACAGAGCGAGGAAUGGAGAGUGUACAAGCGGGGCGUAUAUAGGAUGGUGUUGGAACGGAAAAAGAGCAUAUAUAAAUAAUGGCGGGAAGUUUGAAGCGUGUGCGUUGAGAUGGUUCGUGUAUUUUAGGCUAUAUUUUGUGAAAUCACUGUGAAUAAUCGAAAACGAAUUGUACGAAUUGAGAAGAAACAGAGAAGGGAAGAGAAUACGCAAAAAAGAAAAGAAACAAAACGCGAAACAAAGAAUGUGCGCAAGAAGGCGGAAAAGAAGAGGAAAAAACACAUAAAAUAAAGGGUGCCGCUGGUUGAACAAAAACAAAACAAAACGAAAACACAAAAGAAGAUAAUGAAAUGGGAGACGCAAAACAAACAUAAUAAAGAGAAAGCAAACGGAAAUAAAAUAAACAUUUAAUUUUAAACAAA
Anopheles gambiae (African malaria mosquito) is the source of this 7515-nucleotide messenger RNA. It is a transcript of the gene RanBPM, whose product is annotated as ran-binding protein 9. Gene Ontology annotation, biological process: cytoskeleton organization; cell surface receptor signaling pathway. Gene Ontology annotation, cellular component: cytoplasm. The record is from RefSeq and is a predicted model, not a curated record. Gene Ontology annotation, molecular function: protein binding. Lineage: Eukaryota; Metazoa; Arthropoda; Insecta; Diptera; Culicidae. Bases 1572 to 3485 code for a protein of 637 amino acids. The transcript is spliced from 10 exons.